Osmerus eperlanus (European smelt) is the source of this 1719-nucleotide messenger RNA. It is a transcript of the gene hcst, whose product is annotated as hematopoietic cell signal transducer. The record is from RefSeq and is a predicted model, not a curated record. Gene Ontology annotation, cellular component: membrane. Bases 656 to 907 code for a protein of 83 amino acids. Gene Ontology annotation, molecular function: signaling receptor binding; phosphatidylinositol 3-kinase binding. The transcript has 4 exons. Gene Ontology annotation, biological process: positive regulation of phosphatidylinositol 3-kinase/protein kinase B signal transduction; regulation of immune response. Lineage: Eukaryota; Metazoa; Chordata; Actinopteri; Osmeriformes; Osmeridae.
AUUCGGUUCUCUAUUUAUCAAGGCUUGGGCUUUAUAUAAGGUAAAGCUUGAAUACACUGUUUGGGAACAUGCCUUGGCUAAGACUGGCUAAGACAAACAAAUAUUCUCAUAUAAAUACCGUAAUACAUUUAUAUAUAUAGAUAUAUAUCUAUAUAUACAUGCACUGUAUGUACUCUAUGUGAAUAUAUUUGAUAUCUUUCAUGUAUUUAUUCUUGUGUAAAAAGGAUUGUUUUUAACUAGCAACUUAACAAAAAACUUCGGCAAACGUUCCAAUUUCACCUCGCUUUGCCCAUAUGAAUGUUGUAAAUCAGUGAGGAAAUGUGAUUGCUGUUUAAUACAUUUACACUAUUAUUAUUACUAAUCACAUAUACUUAAUAAUACAAGCAUUUGAUUAUCUGUUAUUCCUAUUGUAUAUUAUUUAUUUCUCAGUAUUUUCCAUUUUCUUAGAUCAGAUGGAAAGUGACAUGACUCAUAGAGUUGACAUUUGAGGUGUCAAACUCAUGUAAAAUCAUAAUGUCUUACUUUAACAGAGAAUUACUUUAUGUAAGUGAUAACGUUAACAUUAUCAUGUACAGGGGGGUCUACAAACAAAUGGGUACUGUGAAAUGAAUCAUUAAUUGAUUAACUGAAUAUUUUUCCGAAUCAUAUACAGAAAAUGGUCCACCACAUACUGCUGAUAUUUCUCACUCUUUGGUUUUGUGAGGUAACUGUGGCUGUUGAAGAAGCGAAUGUGACCUGCUACAGGAUUGAUCCUGCCACCAUGGCUGGCAUCAUCGUCGCAGAUGUGAUCUUGACCCUAGUCAUUGUCUUGGUCACCUACCAUUGUGCAAGCCGGAGGAGGAAGGGGAAAGCGGAAGGUGCAGCUGACAAGAUCUACAUGAAUGUCAGGGCAAACUGCAAGACAUGACGUUCCCCUGAGAAUCCGACAUACCAUAAGGUUUCACAUCUCCAUGAAAGUGGAUGAUGAGUUAAAUGCACAAACAAUUGUACAAUUUUUAUUUAAUUCAGGACAAAUUUAUUUAUAUGUGAAAGCACGUAUUUCUUUCAGGCAGCUCUUAACCAGUAUUCAACUUUUUGGAUUGUAAAUAUAUUCUGUAUUUGUACUAUGCAUAGGCAUGAUCAGGUGUCCAAUUCCGGCCCAGAUACUUCCCAUCGAUAGAAUAGAAUAUGUUAUCAAUAAGGGUUUUGUGAUUUUAUAAAACAUUGUACCUGUAAAACCAUUUUUAUUUGUUAUAUGUUUUUUUUUGUGUGUGUGUGUUGGGGGGGGGGGGGGGGGUUGAAACCAUGACCGUUUCAUAAAUUAAGAUUUUUGUGCAAAUGUACCCUUACUGUAAUACGAUAAUUCAAUCAAUCAACAUUUAUUCAUAUAGCACAUUUAAAAACAUCACACGUUGACCAAAGUGCAGCACAUCCCCAGAUCGCCACAAGCAAACAAUCACAGAUGCACAGAACACAGAGCUCAUCAGAAGCAUCACAUUGGGAUCUCCAUGUAUCUAAGGACACUCACAAGAAAAAGAGAAUAGAUGCGUCAUCAGCAUAAAUUUAAAACAAUCAAUUGAGUCAGAUGUUCUAAUUUGUAGUGGGGGGCUAUUCCAGAGGGGAGGUACUGCCACAACCAAAGCACAAUCUCCUUAGGUUUUAAUCUGGGUUUAGGGACAUUUAAGUGACGGAGUGACGCUAAUAAACUAAACUUGUAAUAGUUCAUCGUUGUAACUUACA